AUGGAAAAGUACCGAGACCAUCCUAACUGGUACUAUGCCGCAACGCAGGUCCGGCAUUUCGUGGACCAAUGCAGGGCUUGCCAGAACCCUGAGGCGAUAUUUAGAGAAGCGUUCGACAUGUUUUUCAGGCAGGGUAAUGUGGAAGCAUUGUCUGGGAUGCGCGUUGCAGCCACGGCAGGCCAUAUGGAAGCGUCAUAUCUAGUUGGACUACUUGGCAUGUCCGGAAUUGGUCAGUCAAAAGAGGAUGCAUUGGAAUUCUUGUGUUCUUUGAAUCAACGUAACAACAUUGAUAUGAAAGGAACCAGGGAUGCUUUGAGACGACGAUUAAGCGGAAUUUUCUCUGUUGGAAGACAUAUCGCUGGCCUAGUGAAGAAAAGAUCAAUCCUGCCUUCUGGACUUGUUGCAAUCGAUGCAAAUGGCACCGUGAGAGUGUUUUUUGGUUCAAGGUGA
Prunus armeniaca (apricot) is the source of this 450-nucleotide messenger RNA. Lineage: Eukaryota; Viridiplantae; Streptophyta; Magnoliopsida; Rosales; Rosaceae. The record is from the annotation of a GenBank genome assembly.